CCGCUUGCUGCGGCACUGCUUUGGACACGCCUUUAUCGGACUGCCCCUUUUUAAUGGGCGAGAGCAGCCACGGCCACAGUCAAAUCGAUUCGAUUCCGGGCAACGGCGGUCAUCUCUAUAUAUAAGGGAGGGUCGGACAGCCCGGGCAGCUCAGCGUUGCAGCGAUGUGGCGGAUGCGGAUGCGGCUACUCACUGGCUACCUGGUCCUGCUGGCCCUCGGCCAACUGCCGGAGCAUGGCGCUCUGGGCCAGAAGUAUUACAUGAACUUUGCCUUCAACAACAAUAAUCCGGAUGGCGAAGGAGGCACCGGCGUCGAUGGUGGCGGUGGUGGUGCUGGCGGUGGUGCCGCUGGUCCCGGCGGUGGACCCGGGGAUCAUUCACAAGAUGGUGACGGUAGUGCUGCGACGGAUAGCCCCAACGCUACAUCUGCUGAUAAUAGUUUGGCUACUGAUGGCGAUGCCAUUGGUAAGAAGGAGAGCGGCAAUGGUAGCGAUGGCAAAAGCGACUCCAAAGACUCGAGCGGAGGCAAUGAUGCCACGCCAGCGAAUGGUCAUGACGAUGACAACGAUGACAGCGACAGCAAGGAUGCCAAGGAUCGAAAAUUGAAGGAGGAGGAGGCCGGACAGGAGGGGAAGCGCAACGAUCACAGCCAUCACAGUAGCUACGAGAUCAGCAUCGACGACAGCUUUGGCGGGCGGUACGUGCGGUCCAUUUACGAGAGCAGCGAGAGCCACGGACAUUCCGGCAGCAAUGCCGGCUCCAAUCAGCGGGACAACGGAGCCCGUGAGAGCAGUCAGGAGAACCAGGAUGCCAAGGAAGUGGCCAGCGAAGCGCCUGCCCCACGGGCAGCUCUCGCCGCUGGCAACGUGCCGGAUGGACCCGAAACUGGAGCCAAGGACGAUGACUACGAGGAGAUGUAACACCACCGGAAGAUCCUACCACAGGUUCGCUCGAGGGACUUUGGAAGAACGCAGACACUUCAAUUGAUUUUAUCAUUAAAAUGCCAAUAAAAUUGUAAUAUCAAGA
Molecule: messenger RNA, 1026 nt
Organism: Drosophila mauritiana
Lineage: Eukaryota; Metazoa; Arthropoda; Insecta; Diptera; Drosophilidae
Gene: Acp32CD
Product: accessory gland protein Acp32CD
Exons: 2
Coding region: 165-920 (251 amino acids)
Source: RefSeq, a predicted model, not a curated record